This is a messenger RNA of Cuculus canorus (common cuckoo), 1962 nucleotides long. It is a transcript of the gene MINDY3, whose product is annotated as MINDY lysine 48 deubiquitinase 3. Gene Ontology annotation, molecular function: calcium ion binding; K48-linked deubiquitinase activity; cysteine-type deubiquitinase activity. The record is from RefSeq and is a predicted model, not a curated record. Gene Ontology annotation, biological process: protein K48-linked deubiquitination. NCBI's taxonomy places the organism in Eukaryota, Metazoa, Chordata, Aves, Cuculiformes, Cuculidae. The transcript is spliced from 16 exons. Bases 209 to 1465 code for a protein of 418 amino acids.
CCGCCAUGUCCGAGUCGGGCCCGGAGCUCGUCCAGCUGGUGUGGGGCAAGAAGGGCGGCCCCCGCGGGCUGGCCGACACCAUCUUCUGCCGCUGGGCGCAAGGAAGCAGUUUUGAAAAAUAGGGCAGGAUUAAGCGGAGGCAGUUCGUGCUUCCUGUAAGAAGCCUGAAGAAUGUGAAACAAAUUCAAGAUUUCUUAAAUGUGGUUAAAUGGUAUCACAUCCAAGAUUUGUUUUUAGUGAGUCUGAAUCAACUGCAUUAGAACAAUUUGAAGGUGGCCCUUGUGCAGUGAUUGCACCUGUGCAGGCAUUCCUUUUGAAGAGGCUUUUUACCAGUGAGAAGUCUACUUGGAGAGACUGUCCAGAAGAGGAGCAGAAGAACCUUCUCUGUCAUACAUUAUGUGAUAUCUUGGAAAUGGCUUGCUCUGAUAAUUCUGAGUCCUACUCUCUGGCAACAUGGAUAAGAGGAAAAACAACUGAAGAAACUGCUAGUAUUUCUGAAAGUCCUGCAGAAUCUAGUCGUCAAGAGGAACAACCUUCUGCCUUGGCUGUCGAAGAGCUUGGCUUUGAGCGAUUUCAUGCAUUAAUUCACAAACGAGCAUUCAAAAGCUUCCCUGAACUGAAGGAUGCAGUUUGGGAUCAAUAUUCAGUGUGGACAAACAGAUUUGGAGUGUUGCUUUUUCUGUAUUCUGUGAUACUGACAAAGGGCAUUGAAAACAUAAAAAAUGAAAUCGAAGAUGCAGCUGAGCCAUUGAUAGAUCCUGUUUAUGGUCAUGGAAGCCAAAGUUUGAUUAACCUGCUGUUGACGGGACAUGCUGUUUCUAACGUGUGGGAUGGAGACAGAGAAUGUUCAGGAAUGAAACUUCUUGGUAUACAUAAACAGGCCACAGUAGGCUUUUUGACAUUGAUGGAAUCUCUGAGAUACUGUAAGGUUGGUUCUUAUUUGAAAUCUCCAAAGUUUCCCAUUUGGAUACUUGGCAGUGAAACGCACCUCACAGUCUUUUUUGCAAAGGAUAUGGCCCUUGUUGCUCCUGAAGCACCCUCAGAACAAGCUAGAAGGGUUUUCCAGACAUAUGACCCUGAGGAUAAUGGUUUUAUACCUGAAAGUCUGCUAGAAGAUGUAAUGAAGGCUCUGGACCUUGUUUCAGAUCCUGAAUAUGUAAGCCUCAUGAAGACCAAAUUAGACCCAGAAGGACUGGGCAUCAUAUUACUGGGUCCCUUUCUGCAAGAAUUUUUCCCUGAGCAGGACUCUAGGGUGUCAGAGUCGUUCACUGUUUACCAUUACAAUGGACUGAAGCAAUCUAACUAUAAUGAAAAGGUCAUGUAUGUAGAAGGCACAGCAGUUGUUAUGGGUUUUGAAGAACCAAUGCUACAGACUGAUGACACUCCUGUAAAACGCUGCUUGCAAACCAAAUGGCCAUAUAUUGAAUUACUCUGGACCACAGAUCGAUCUCCUUCUUUAAACUGAGUUGUUGCACAUAAACAAUGUACCACUACUGAAUGCUUGAACGGAGGAUACGGGAAUUGGUAUUUGCUUGGAAAGUGGUAUACUUUGACUGUGUGAAGUUAUACACUGGUAUCAUUGAUAAAUUGUAAAUAAUGAUUACAAACACUUUUUCAGUGUUAAUUGGAAUAUUUAAUUUUUUAAUCAGAUUGAUUUCUAUUAUAAUAGUUUGUCUUUUUUGGCCACUGUAGUACUGUAAAUGUGAGUUAUCACAAACAAAGAAAAAGCCUACUUAUGAAGUCUUAACGUUAUUUUCCCAUUUCAUGAAGAUUUGAAAAAUGUCUGAUAUUGCAGAAUCUGCAUAUUAGAUGUCAGAUCUUUAAAACAUAACCAUAUUCAGCUUCCUCUGAAUCAUAUAGGCAUGUUUUUAUUAUUUAAAUUAUAUUGGCUUACAUUACAGUACCAUAAUGUGUGGACUCGACUGGCCUUUGCACUGGGUAUGUUUUAAUGAGUUCAAAAUU